CGACAACCGAGACCACGAGAGCACAAGGAGAGGAAGAGAUGAUGUUAGUGUGAUCAUGACCAGCGGUUUUGUGACGACGGCAUUUGUCUUGGCCGUGCUAGUCCUCUCGCGUGAUGCCUCUGCGCACGUCCCGCACAUCCGGACGGCGGCGGCGAGAGAUGCGGCGGAAGGCACCUCAUGCGGCAACAACACCUCCUGCGGCUUCAUGGCCGAGGCGCGCACACACACGGAGGAACAGGGGUUGACCGCCGAGCAGCUCGUUGCCCCAGACACGGUGGCUGAGCAGAGGAGGUUGGGGAGGCACGAGAGGGGAUCUCACGGACAAGUCUUCGGGUUUGUGCUCUUCUACGGGUACGCAGGGGGAGGAAAGGAAUCUCAAGCCAACUGUGUCACUUGCUCGCUCUAUCUGUGUGUGCGCGCUGCGCUGCAGGUUGUUUUUGCCCUUCCUAGUCUACGUCUUCUGGCGAAGUCGGAGAUGCGCUCAACGAGGCCGCAGCGACGAUGCCAAUCAUCCCAUGCCCCUGUCACGCGUCUACCGCCGAUACGCGCAGGCACAGCAGCGAGGGGCUCUGGCAUACGGCCUGAGCCGGCUAGGCCCCAGCGGCCGCUCAAUCUCCCGAAGACCGAGGGGCAACAACAAUGGCGGAGGCGAUGUGGCGCCGACGUACGCCAUCUUUGUGUCGCCGUGUGUGUUGCCGUACGUGGCGAGCGAUGGCGACAGCGUGUGGGAGGGCGAUCUGGUCGAUCUGCCGGAAGAGGGCGAGAUCCACAAAAUGAGCGGUGAGGAAGGGAGGGCGGGCGGGGUGACUGACGUGGUUGUGCCUGGUUUGUUGUGCAUGUGGCUUGGUGAACUCGAUCAUGUCAUGCAGGUUUGGCUGAUUUUGUGGAGUGUCGCGUGGCGUCUUUCCCCGACACCAUCCCCAUCGAACGGAUCAACAGCACCUACUUCAAGUUCGUCGACCCCGUUGCAGCAGCAAAGGCCGAUGCCGGCCAGGAGAUCACCCCCACCGCCCCCACCGCCCCCUCUCUCACCGACACCCCCGUCCAGAUCCCCACACCCGUCAACACACCCAUCGGCGAGCCAGCCGCCCCCGCCCCCGCCCUCCCCGCGAUACGCGUCGGCGACUCCCCCCAGGAGCUCACCCCCCUCCCAGUCUUACCGGCGAGUCAGCUGUUCGCUCCACCGAUAUCCGCCUCACCGUUUGGCUCCCCCAGCCACUCGCCCUCCCGCAAAGCCACAUGCGGCGUGUGUUUCGCCAACACGCCCACGGCUUUGUUCGGUCCGUGUGGGCAUGGCGGGUGCUGUGUGGAGUGUGCAGCGAUCAUCCUGGUGCUGCCGUUCACGAAAGGCCGGCGACGGUUUGAGCCGCCGUGCUGCCCCGUGUGCCGGACGCACAUCGACCAGCUGCUGGUGAUUGAAGAGCCGGAGCCGCCUGGGAGUGGUUGGCAGGAGGGGCAGGGGGAGGGUGAGGCAGAGGGGGAGGGAGCGAGGGAGGCUGGUGGCGGUAAGAUGGCUGCUCAGGUGGUCAUGGAAGUGAGAUCUGUCCAGAAGGAGUGACGGACGGAUGUGUAUGUGCCGAUGGAUGGAUGGAUGCUGUAGGAUAUCAUCCAUGGCAUGGGAUAUAUACAAGGGUGGGAUAUAGGGCUGGAUGGGUGUGUGUUUUAUUGAUUGAUUGAUUGAUUGGUGUAUGUAUCCUUGGGCAUGUACAUGCGUGCAGUGCAUACCUCGUACAUGUGUGUGUGUGUGGAGUUGAUGGCGUGUAUUUGUCGUGCCUGCAUGUGUUCCCUCUCUCUCUGUCUCUCUGCGUGUGCGUGUUUUGUGUUUGUCUUUGUGUUGUGUCUGUGUGUGUGCGCGGCCCGCAUGGCGACAAGGCGGGCGCCCGGGCGCUUUUUCCUGUCUCUCUCUGUCUCUCUGUCUGUCUGUGUGUUGGUGUUGCUUUGGUGAUGGCACGCGUGGCCCACACGACCCUUGGUCAAUCCCUCGGCUGCUGCAGCGGAAGCGUGUAAAGACCGAGUGCGGCG
Messenger RNA from Vitrella brassicaformis, 2022 nucleotides. NCBI's taxonomy places the organism in Eukaryota, Vitrellaceae. The record is from the annotation of a GenBank genome assembly.